GGUGGUUGCCCGCGUUAUGCAUUUUACUACUUUCGUAAACAACACCCUUUCGCUUUCUCUUUAUUUUUUAUCGGGAAUUAUAUUAUGAGUUUUCUUUCUUAUUUGAUUCGUUUGGGACGGAUGAAACGAAUGUAUUGAAUGGUCAGAAGUGAAAAAAGUUUUGCAUACCCAGUUUCCAACAACAUUUUUUAAAUUAUAAAAUCAUAAUAAUUAUGGUGAUAUGUUGCUUGUGUUUGAAAGAAUCCGAAGAUGUUACAGAUAUAUUUGGGGAUCUCGAUGAUCGGCCACCGAAUGUUGCAAUUGUUAUAGCAAAGCAUUUUUGGUUUGAACCUCUCAAAGAUGACCCAGCCUUUACAGCAAUCUGUAUCAUAUGUUGGAGGAAGCUUAUGGAUUUUCAUGAGUUCUAUGAAAUGGUCGAAACUGCCCAUCAGCGUAAUAGCAGACCUGAAAUUGUUACUGUAAAAACAGAGACUCCCGCAUUGGAUACUAAAGAUGAACCCAACAACGAAGCCUUUGAAGAAAUGGAUGAGGUGCCAUUUUCUGCCAACAUGAUGGCGACAAAUAAAUUAACUUCCAUGACCUUAAUAGCAGACGAACUGAGCUACAGUAGGCAGUCGGUAGACGACAAUGAUGAUCACAGUUUUGAUAAGGGUGAUAUGUGUUUUAAAGAUGAAUCUGACGAUUCGGAUCCUUUUGAUGACACGGAAAUGGAAGCAAAUAACGAUGAUAUACCUUUAUCAAAGUUGCUGGGAUUGUCUAAAAGCUCAACCAAAGAUAAGAAUUUAUGCGAAACAGCAGUGCAAGAAAAUGUAGCCCAAAAGCCUAGACGAGGCCGGAAAAAGAAAAUGAAAACGGAGUCCAACAUUGAUGAAAGUUCAAAUCAUAAAACAAGAAAGACGAAAUCUAAGGAGAAAACAGUUAAGGAUAUCGAAGAAGAAAGUGCGUACAAAAACAAAAUGAAGUCAUUCGAUCAGGAAAUAUCACAGUACAUGGGAUUGCAUUGUGAUGUUUGCAAUAUAGCCGUAGAGAACUUUGCUGGUAUUAAAAACCAUAUGCGUUUGGAACACAAUAUAGACAAUGGCUACGUAAAAUGUUGCGAUAAAAAAUUCCACAAAAGAGCGAAUCUUUUGUAUCAUGUGCGUCACCAUGUCGAUCCAAAUUGUUACAGAUGCGAAGAAUGCAACCAAACAUUUUCUGAUUACCAAUCUCUGCGUAAUCACCUUAAUGUGAAACAUCAAAAGGAAGAGGACAAAAUAUACAAAUGUACAGAAUGCCCAAAAAAGUUUGCCAGGAAAUAUUUACUGGAACAGCACAGGACAUUUAAGCACAAAGACCACAAGCAGUGCAAAAUGUGCAAUAGAAGAUAUAAAACCAUAGAGGAAUUAGAAGAGCACAAUAAGGAACCCUGUGCGGUAGGGAUUAUGUGCGACAUAUGUGCAAAGGUUAUAUUUGGCCCUGGAGCAUUUAAACGCCAUCAAUUGGAACAUGAUGGUAGCCAGUCACAUAAAGUUCAGUGCGAUAUGUGCGGAUCAUGGCAUAGAGACAAGUAUGCCCUACGGAAACACAAAAGGCGCCACCUGGAACCGAAGACGCCACAUGUCUGUGACAUUUGCCAAAAAGUAUCACCUAGUCGUGAAGCCAUGGUUAGCCAUAAGAAAUAUGCCCAUCGUUCUGAUAGAAUAUUCGAGUGUGAAUUCUGUCACAAAUCCUUUAAACGACCUAUAUCUCUGAGAGAACACAUAACCACACAUACGGGAGCAGUGCUGUAUACAUGUCCCCAUUGCCCAAAAACAUUUAACUCAAACGCCAAUAUGCAUUCACAUCGUAAAAACGCCCACCCCAUAGAAUUUGAAGAAGCCCGUAAACGGCGCAAAAGAAUUGGAUAUUUGGGAGAUCAAAAAUCAGUAACAACUUGUACAGAAACGGAAACAAAUGUGCAACAAAGCAUUACCCAAAAUUAUUCAACAUCUACUAAAGUUGGGAGUAAUGAUCCCAUUCCUUAUAACAAUAAUGACGAUAAUAAAGUAACACCAUGAUUCUAAUAAACCCUGUGCAUUUGUCA
Molecule: messenger RNA, 2062 nt
Organism: Musca domestica (house fly)
Lineage: Eukaryota; Metazoa; Arthropoda; Insecta; Diptera; Muscidae
Product: transcription factor grauzone
Exons: 4
Coding region: 213-2036 (607 amino acids)
Biological process (GO): regulation of transcription by RNA polymerase II
Cellular component (GO): nucleus
Molecular function (GO): RNA polymerase II transcription regulatory region sequence-specific DNA binding; DNA-binding transcription factor activity, RNA polymerase II-specific; zinc ion binding
Source: RefSeq, a predicted model, not a curated record